Messenger RNA from Bipolaris oryzae ATCC 44560, 231 nucleotides. RefSeq lists its product as uncharacterized. Lineage: Eukaryota; Fungi; Ascomycota; Dothideomycetes; Pleosporales; Pleosporaceae. The annotation marks the transcript as partial. The record is from RefSeq and is a predicted model, not a curated record. The transcript is spliced from 2 exons.
GAAGAUAUUAAUUGGCUAAGUAUAGUUCGAGCUGCAGCUAACAAAGGCCGAGCUAAACUAAGUAAAUACUACUCGAAGACUGAUAAGGAACGGGGAUACCUUUUCAACUGCGCGAGUAUCCUAGACCCUACGCAAAAGCUGACUGCAUAUAAGGACCGUAACGACAAGCACAUAUACCGAGAACAAUUUCUUAACUAUCUUAGCCGCUAUGAUAGCCAAGAGCGCCGAUAA